Messenger RNA from Anneissia japonica, 9962 nucleotides. RefSeq lists its product as uncharacterized. Gene Ontology annotation, cellular component: membrane. Gene Ontology annotation, molecular function: G protein-coupled receptor activity. Gene Ontology annotation, biological process: G protein-coupled receptor signaling pathway; cell surface receptor signaling pathway. The annotation marks the transcript as partial. The record is from RefSeq and is a predicted model, not a curated record. The transcript is spliced from 42 exons. NCBI's taxonomy places the organism in Eukaryota, Metazoa, Echinodermata, Crinoidea, Comatulida, Comatulidae.
AUUGUGAGCCCCCGGACCUUGAAUGUCCACCAAACCAAAACGUAACAGGUGACGAGAACUGCUACGCAAAUGUCACCUGGACAGCACCUAAUGUUACAGACAACUCUGGAGACUCUUUCACACCAGUAUGUGAUUAUAUAAGUGGAAGCACAUUUGUUGAUGUCAGCACUGUUGUAACAUGUAAUGCCACUGACAAUUAUGAUAACACUGGCAACUGUACAUUUACCAUUACUAUUUACGAUGGUGAAGACCCAGUCGUAAAUUGCCCUGCUAACAUAGAAGUUUGUGUUCAAACUUAUUCUAUAUCAGCAUCUGUACCUUGGGAACCCAUCAACGCAACUGACAACUGUUGUGACAAUGUAAACAUAACGGCAAAUUCCACAUCAGGAGAUGAAUUUGAACUUGGUGAAAAUGUAGUAACAUACACAGCAACUGACUGUAGUGAAAACUCUGCAUCAUGUAGUUUUACUAUAAAAGUGAUUGAUUGCGAAGCUCCUGUUUUGAACUGUUCGCAAGAUGUAGAAUUUGAUGCUGAUGACAAUUGCACUUCCGAUGUAACUUGGACUGAAGUGACAGCAACAGAUAAUUAUGAUAGUGAUGUAACUGUGUUCUGUAACCCGACUGAAGGUAUACUUCCAUUGGGCAACUACACAGUAACGUGUAAUGCGACAGACAUGGCAGGAAACACCGGGAAUUGCUCUUUCAAUAUUUACAUUUUUGAUGCAACUUUCCCAGACGUCACAUGUCCAGAAGAUAUUACUGUUGAGGCUGAUAAAGGUGAUAGCACCACCGCAGUGACAUGGGUUCCUGGUGUUGUUUCUGAUAACUGUUGUGGAAAUGACAUUGAUGUGGUUUAUAAUGCCACAAAUGGCUCAGAUUUUAACAUUGGAGUUACUGUAAUUAGCCUUAUAGCAACAGACUGCAAUGACAAUCAGGAUGAAUGCAUCUUUAGUAUUUAUGUCGAAGAUGAUGAAAACCCAGAAAUAGUUUGUCCAAGUGACUUCAAUUUGACCACUGAUCCAGGACUGUCUACCUCUUUUGUUAAUUGGACAGUCAUUUACACGGACAACACAGAUACUAUGUAUGAUGUCAGAGUAACAGGAUCUGGUACAAGCUACAAUGAAACAGGAGAGAUAUUCUCAAUUGGAAUAACUAGACUUGAGUAUAUUGUAACUGACGUAUUUGGAAACAAUGAUAGUUGCAGAUUUGUUAUUUUUGUCACAGAUAAAGAAGAUCCCGUCAUUACAGGAUGUCCAAGUAACGUAUCUGUAAACACUACUCAAAUGUCUUCCUAUACAAACGUUACAUGGCUUACACCUAAUGCAACAGAUAAUUCUGGGACUGUGUCACUAGUUUCAAUUUAUUCAUCUGGAGAUGGUUUUCCAGUAUCAACGACCACUGUUGUAUAUACUGCCACUGAUCCAUAUAAUAACACAGCUAUUUGUUCUUUUGAUGUAACAGUAAUAGAUCCUGAGAUGCCUUGGUUCAUAAAUUGUCCUAUGGAUAUGGAGUCAAACACAAACACAGGUCUACCGUAUGCGAAUGUAACUUGGCAAGAACCAAUUGCGAUGGAUAACGCUGGAGACGUUGAUGUGGUUCAGACAGCAGAUCCUGGUGAUGGCUUUGAUGUUGGUACUCAUAUAGUUACUUACACAGCAAUUGAUGAGAAUGGAAAUUUGGCAGAAUGCUCUUUCUUUGUUACUGUAUUAGAUUUGGAGGAUCCGGUUAUAGCCGACUGUCCAUUGAAUAUUACGAAUUCGACGGCUCUUAGGGAAAUGUAUGCCAACGUAUCCUGGUAUCCUGAACCUACUGCAAUUGAUAACUAUUGGCUGGUAGCAUUUAAUCAGACACAUAACUCUGGUGAUAGGUUUUUUGUUGGUGUAACUACGGUAACUUAUUUAGCAGUAGAUUCAUCAGGAAAUACAGCGGAAUGCGUAUUUCAUGUAACAAUACAAGAUGAGGUAAACCCAAUAAUAACCAACUGCCCAAGUGACAUUCAUCAGACUACAGAUUUCAGACAGCCAACUGCAGUAAUUGUUUGGACUGCACCUGUUGCUAUGGACAACCAAUACAUUAUAAACUUUACCAGUAACUACAGAUCUGGUGAUACAUUUGUUAUUGGGGUUACUGAAGUCAAUUACACAGCAAUCGACCUCUCAGGCAAUAUAGCUAUAUGCACAUUCUAUGUGAAUGUAACUGAUAACGAGUACCCGGUGUUGCACUGCCCAGAUGAAAUCUCCAUGGCUUCAACAGACAGAAAUCUCUUUUAUUCCACUGUGUAUUGGAAUGUAUCUGUUACCGAUAACUCAGGCUCUGCAACCCUAAAUUGCACAAGCAAAUCUGGUGAUCAAUUUAAUGCUAUUUGGCCAGUAGCACAACAACCAGUUACAUGUUUGGCAGUGGAUCCAUACAACAAUGUUGAAUCAUGUAUAUUUAAUAUUACUGUUUAUGAUGAUGAAAACCCAGAAAUAGUUUGUCCAAGUGACUUCAAUUUGACCACUGAUCCAGGACUGUCUACCUCUUUUGUUAAUUGGACAGUCAUUUACACGGACAACACAGAUACUAUGUAUGAUGUCAGAGUAACAGGAUCUGGUACAAGCUACAAUGAAACAGGAGAGAUAUUCUCAAUUGGAAUAACUAGACUUGAGUAUAUUGUAACUGACGUAUUUGGAAACAAUGAUAGUUGCAGAUUUGUUAUUUUUGUCACAGAUAAAGAAGAUCCCGUCAUUACAGGAUGUCCAAGUAACGUAUCUGUAAACACUACUCGAAUGUCUUCCUAUACAAACGUUACAUGGCUUACACCUAAUGCAACAGAUAAUUCUGGGACUGUGUCACUAGUUUCAAUUUAUUCAUCUGGAGAUGGUUUUCCAGUAUCAACGACCAAUGUUGUAUAUACUGCCACUGAUCCAUAUAAUAACACAGCUAUUUGUUCUUUUGAUGUAACAGUAAUAGAUCCUGAGAUGCCUUGGUUCAUAAAUUGUCCGAUGGAUAUGGAGUCAAACACAAACACAGGUCUACCAUAUGCGAACGUAACUUGGCAAGAACCAAUUGCAAUGGAUAAUGCUGGUGACGUUGAUGUGGUUCAGACUGCAGAUCCUGGUGAUGGCUUCGAUGUUGGUACUCAUAUGGUUACUUAUACUGCAAUUGAUGAGAAUGGAAAUUUGGCAGAAUGUUCUUUUUUCAUUACUGUAUUAGAUUUGGAGGAUCCGGUUAUAGCCGACUGUCCACUUAAUAGAACUAUUCCGACGGCUCUUGGGAAAAUUUAUGCCAAUGUAUCCUGGUAUCCUGAACCUACUGCGAUUGAUAACUAUUGGCUGGUAGCAUUUAAUCAGACACAUAACUCCGGAGAUAGGUUUUUCGUUGGUGUAACUACUGUAACUUAUAUAGCAGUAGAUUCAUCAGGAAAUAAAGCGGAAUGUGUAUUUAAUAUUACAAUACGAGAUGAGGAAAAUCCAGUAAUAACCAAUUGUUUAAGUGAGAUUCAUCAGACUACAGAUGACAAGCAGCCAACAGCAGUAGUUUUUUGGACGGGACCUGUUGCUAUGGACAAUCAGUAUAUUAUGAAUCUUACAAGUAACUACAAAUCUGGUGAUACAUUUGUCAUUGGAGUUACUGAGGUCAAUUACACAGCAGUUGAUCCCUCAGGCAACAUAGCCAUAUGCUCAUUCUAUGUGAAUAUUACUGAUCACGAGUAUCCGGUGUUGCACUGCCCAAAUGAAAGUAUCCUAGCUUCAACAGAUAGAAAUCAUUAUUAUUCCACUGUAUAUUGGAAUAUAUCAGUUACCGAUAACUCAGGAUUUACAACCCUAAACUGCACAAGCAAAUCUGGUGAUCAGUUCAGUGCUAUUUGGCCAGUAACACAACAACCUGUUACAUGUUUGGCAGUGGAUUCAUAUAACAAUGCUGAAUCAUGUAUAUUUAAUAUAACUGUUUAUGAUGAUGAAAACCCGGAAAUAGUUUGUCCAAGUGACUUUGAUGUGACAACCGAUCCUGGACUGUCUACCACUUAUGUUAAUUGGACAGUCAUUUACACGGACAACACAGAUACUAAGUAUGAUGUCAGAUUAACAGGAUCUGGUACAAACUUCAGUCAAACAAGUGGGAAGUUCUCAAUUGGAAUAACUACACUUGAGUAUGUAGUUACCGAUAUAUUUGGAAACAAUGAAACCUGCAGCUUUGAUAUUUUUGUCACAGAUAAAGAAGAUCCAGUCAUUACAGGAUGUCCAAGUGACAUAUCUGUAAACACUACUCGAAUGUCUUCCUACACCAACGUAACAUGGUUUACACCUAAUGCAACAGACAAUUCUGGUACUGUGUCACUAGAUUCAAUUCAUACAUCUGGUGACGGUUUCCCACUAUCAACUACCACUGUCGUAUACACUGCCACUGAUCCAUAUAAUAACACGGCUAUUUGUUCAUUUGAAGUGACUGUAAUAGAUCCUGAGAUGCCAUGGUUCAUGAAUUGCCCAUUGGAUAUUAAGGCAAACACAAACCUAGGCCGUUCAUAUGCAAACGUAACUUGGCAAGAACCGAUUGCCAUGGACAACAGUGGUAAUGUUGAUGUAAUUCAGACUGCAGAACCGGGAGAUGGUUUUGUUGUUGGUUCUCAUAUGGUUAGUUACACAGCAGUUGAUGAACAUGACAACGUGGCAGAAUGCUUCUUUACUAUAAAGGUGUCAGAUAAUGAAGUACCUUUGUUUAAUUGCGACAUCAAUAAUGUGACUGUACAAGUGGAUAUAGACAGUUCUACCUCUACAGCAACUUGGACAUUGGACGACGCAACUGAUAAUGUCGGAGUGGUCAGCAUGACUCAGACUUAUAACCAAUCGUUUGAAUUUGAAAUUGGCAGGACAUCAGUUACUUAUACAGCAACAGAUGCUGCUGGGAAUGAAGGGAAUUGUUCUUUUGAUGUUAUUGUAUUAGACAACACUAGACCAUUACUUAAUUGUCCAGAUGACUUCAGAAUGAUUUCUACAGAUCCAGGGAAACCUUACUCUACUAUACGUUGGAAUGUGACAGCUACCGAUAACUCAGGCCCAGUAAAUCUAAACUGCUCCAGAGAAUCUGGUGAUCACUUUAAUGUCGUCUGGCCAACACUAGAAGAAAACGUAACGUGUAUUGCACAUGAUCAGUAUGACAACAUAGCAUCAUGUAUAUUUUCUGUUACAAUUUACGACGACGAGCCUCCUGAAAUUGUUUGUCCAAGAGAUUUCAACUUAACUACUGAUGUUGGACAUCCAACCGCUGCUGUUGAGUGGACAGUUAAAUAUACAGACAAUAGUGAAAGUUUAUAUGAUGUUAAAAUAUCAGGCACUGGCAUAAGUUAUAAUCAAACGGGGACAGAAUUUGCAAUUGGUAUGACUGAACUAGAAUACAUGGUAGCAGAUGUAUUUGGCAACAUUAAUAAUUGUUCUUUUAUGGUGUCAGUAAAAGACCAGGAAAAGCCGGUAAUUGUAGGAUGUCCAAAUGACACCGUUGUAAACACUACACAAAUGUUUUCUUAUGCAAACGUAACAUGGGUCGCACCUACUGCAAUUGAUAAUUCUGGCAGCGUCACACUGCACACAAAUUAUACACCUGGUGAAAGUUUCUCAGUAUCAACAACUACAGUUGUAUACACAGCCAUCGAUCGAUAUGGUAACACAGCUAAUUGUUCCUUUGAUGUGACUGUGGUAGAUCAAGAAAUGCCUUGGUUUAUGAAUUGUCCAACGAAUAUGGAGACAAAUACAACUCAAGGUCUUUCAUAUGCUAACGUAACUUGGCAAGAACCAACUGCUAUGGAUAACGCUGGUGAUGUUGAUGUGGUUCAGACUGCAAACCCUGACGAUGGUUUUGGUGUUGGUAGUGAUAUAGUUACUUACACUGCAAUAGACGAACAUGACAAUGUGGCAAAAUGCUCUUUUACAAUUACUGUGUCAGAUUAUGAGGUGCCAGUCUUUGAUUGCAAUAUUAACAAUGUGACUGUAAGCUUGGGCAUAGAUAGUUCUACCUCCACGGCUAAUUGGACAUUGGAAGAUGCCACCGAUAAUGUUGGUGUGGUCAGAAUGACUCAGAACUAUAACCAAUCGUAUGACUUUGACAUUGGCACAACAGUAGUUACUUAUAUAGCAACGGAUGCUGCUGGCAAUGAAGGAAGAUGCUCCUUUGAGGUCACUGUACUGGAUAUAACACCACCUCUGAUAAAAUGUGUGUUAAAUGUGACCGUCUCCACUGAUCCAAAUCUACCAACUGCCAAUGUCUCUUGGGAGUUGCCGACAGCAUCUGACAACAGUGGAAUUAAUCCAAAGCUUGAUUCAAACGUACAAUCCUAUACUAUAUUUAGUAUUGGUUCAACUGAGGUGAAGUAUACAGCUACAGAUAGAUCUAACAACACAGCUACUUGUUCAUUUCAAGUUAUUGUUAUUGAUACGGAAGAUCCAAUUCUUACAUGUCCACCAAAUAUGCCAUUUGUUGAAACUGACUCCAGGAGUGCAGAUGCCAUUGUAACUUGGAUGACUCAAGUUGAAGACAAUUCAGGCCGAUUCAAAGUAACCUCAACACAUUCACCAGGAUUUGCCUUCCCAAUUGGAAAUACAACUGUGGUAUACAAUGUACAGGAUUUUGAGGGAAACACAGCUGAUUGUUCGUUUAACAUCACAGUAAUAGAUACGGAAAAACCUUAUCUUGUUUGUCCGGAUAAUGUUGUUAGUAAUACCGAUAAAAGCGCUACUUGGAAUAUUCCUGAACCACUGGAUAACUCUGGACUGGAAGUUAUCCUAACUGGUUCUGCUUCACCUGAAGAUUCGUGGGAAGACGUUGGAGUAUACCCUGUCAUUUAUACUGCAACUGAUGUAAAUGGAAAUAUUGCAAUGUGUUCUUUUAAUGUUACUGUCAUUGAUGCCUGCUUUGAUCAAAACUGUCUAAAUGGUGGGACUUGUCAAGAUCUUGGUGGAACGUCUAAAUGUAUUUGUCCAGUGUUUUAUAGUGGCGAAUUCUGUCAAAAUGAACCAGAUUCUCCAGUUUUUACAGUAUUUCCAACUUCAGUAAAGGCCAAUCUUUAUAAAUCUGUCGAUCUUACGUGCAAAGUGGCCAAUUCAGGUGACUGGCAGUGGUAUAAGGAUAAUGUUCCCCUUUUCUCAACAAAGAAUCUAAAUCGAAUAACAGUUGUAAUGACCAUUGAUAAUCAAGGAUACUACACAUGCAGUGGAUAUGGAGCAGGACCUCACAAGGAUACUCUAGUUAAUUCAUCAGAGGUUCUGUUCUUUGUAAAUGGUACGUACACUUUUCCUGCGUCUCUGACAUUUAACCGUACGUUCAACGAAAAGUUUUCUGAUCCAUCAUCUGCAGCUUUCAAACAAGAAUCAUCAUUUAUCUAUAACUUUUUGAGCAAAGAUUUGUCGUUGAAUGGGGAUGUAAGCAUGCAAAUACGGCGCCUUUCUCUUGGUAGUGUCAUUGCAGAUAUUAAUUUCUAUGUAAUGAACUCAAACGCUUCCUAUGAAGAAUUGUCAAAAAGUCUAACUGAGGAGUUAGUCAGAAUCGGAAAUAAUUCUAAUGGAUUACUCGGCUCGGAAAAUGUUGUGAUACAAAGUACAGAAACUUGUGACGGAGAAAAGUAUGGUGACCAGUACACAUUUCCUGAUGCUAGUGUAGGAGAGACUGUUGAUUCAGAAGAAACAUGUGAUGAAAGCAAAGUGUAUUAUCGCCGACGUCUAGCUAAUCGAACUUGUAACGGCGAUGGAUUUCGUCCUGCGUAUUGGGGCAAUCCUGUAAUAGCAGACUGCGGACCUGACGCCACUGCCGAACAACUGUUAAAACGUCUAAUGGAGGAGGAUGUCACAUUAGAAAACGUUGAAGAUGUGAGCAUGGAAGUAGAAGAGAUUACUAGUAACACAGAAGAGAUUACUGUGCAAGCAUUAGAAUCCACUGCUGAGAUAAUGGAGGAAAUUCUUAGUACAGAUUCUGAUUCUACUGAGGUGACUAGUGCUGUUGUUACCGUAGUAGAUAACUUGUUCAGCGUUGAAGAGGAAAUUCUGAUGGAAAGUCAAAUGGAAGAUCAAGCCCCGACUAAGAUUGUUGAAGUUCUUGAAGAGCAACUGAGCCAGGUAAAGGUUGAUGAGGAAGGUGUUUACGAAGUAAUAACCCCCAAUAUUGCAGUACAGGCUCAGGUGGUUGAUGUCAGUGAAGUCAGUGAAGAGGAAAUCACUUAUCUUAGCUAUAUAUCAGAAUCAACUAAGAAUAGUGUAGGUGGGGUUCAAACAAUUGACGAGAGCGAGGAAAUACCCAAUUCUGCAAAUGUGUCAAUUGCUCUUCCAGCCAGUAUUUCUGAGGUCGUUAAGGAAAAUAAUAUGACAGAUUUCCGGAUUGUAGUUAUUGUCUAUAAUGACAGUAGAUUGUUCCAGUCAUCUCAGUUUAAUGAAAGUUCCAAUCGGAGACCAAAUAGUCAAGUUAUUUCUCUGUCUGUCCCUGGAUUAGAUGAUCGCUUUGAAUUGGAUGAACCUAUCCUUAUAACAUUCCUUCCCAUUGAAAUCUCUGAGACUAACAGAAAAACAACAUGUGUAUUUUGGGACUUCGGGCUUGAUAACGGAACUGGAGGAUGGUCACCAGAGGGUUGUUCAUUUGUAAAUGGGUCUACGGAUGGGAGUGAUAGGCAGUACUGCGAGUGUAAUCACCUUACAAACUUUGCCAUACUUAUGGAUUUCUACGACGUAGACAUAGAUGUUCUGCCACCAGCGGCUGACAUCAUCACAAAAGUUGGUUUAAGUAUAUCGAUUCUCUCACUUUUCCUGACGAUCUUUACUUUUGUCACUAACAGGAAAUUUCGAAAAAGUGAACCAAAGAGAAUCUUAAGUCAGCUGUGUUUAUCCUUGCUUGGUCUGUAUAUUGCAUUUCUUACUGGAGUUGACAGAACUUACAGCAAACGAUCGUGUGUGUUUGCUGGAGCGUUUUUGCAUUACUUCUUACUGUCUUCCAUCUUUUGGAUGAGUGUUCAAGCUGUGCAUAUGUACUACUUGUUUGUGAAAGUUUUUGAUUCUCAUGUGCGACACUUUUUCUUGAAAGCUUUCUUAUUUGCAUGGGGUUUACCACUGGUGAUUGUCUUAAUUUCUGCAUUUAUUGAUAUUGAUAGUUAUGUCGAUUCCGAUAGACAUUGUUUCCUGACCCUACAACGUAUGUACUAUAGUGUUGCAAUUCCUGUAGCCAUAUCACUACUUGUCAACUUUGUCGUAUUUAUUAUGGUCUUGCACAAUUUGAGCAAGCUCGGAAAAAAUGCAACUAAAACUCAAAAAAGGGAAAAGAAAAUCAAAAGCAAAGGGAUGCAGAUGUUACAAAAUGGCGUGAGCAUCGCAAUGGUUCUGGGGUUAACAUGGCUCAUCGGCUUCUUCGCCAUUGGAGAUGCUUCAACAAUGAUGCUGUGGUUGUUUUGUAUUCUUAAUUCUUUCCAAGGAUUUCUCAUUUUCCUAAUGUACUGUGCCAGAAAUAAGGAAGUACGCAAUCACUGGCUAAAGCUUUUUCGCAAUGUACCAGGAGGUACAAAACGCCUUCGAUCGUUUAUAUCCGGCGAAACACGACGAUCAAGUUUAUUCUCGGGUUUGUUCAAAUCUCAUUCAUCUAGUAGGCAAAGAUCAUUCUCCAAUUCGUCUUCGUAUCCUACCCACCCUAGACAUUAUCACAGUGAAAAUAGUCAAGUUAAGCUCGGAAAACUCUCAUCCACUUCGGAGAACAUCAAUCUAAGGCGCUGAUCCAUUCCCAAAUAUUCAUAUUUUCAUACGUAUUCUAAAUGAUAGUGCUAAGGUGGCCUUCGUACUUCACAUGUAUUCCCUGUGUAACCGAUAAAGAUGAUGAUUCACCGUCGUAGUUACUUGAACGUAUGAAAGGCAAAUGUUAUUUUGAUAUCAAUUAAAUUGAAAUGACCAAAUCUUGCCUAUAUUAUUUUGUUAUUUUAAAUUUUGACAAAUACAAGUGACAUGCCUAAUUAUGGUCAUGAU